CCGCUGUCUGGCAGGCUUUGUACUACAGAAUUACACAAAGAGCUGAACUAUCAUAAUUGUUAAUUUAAUUAGUCAUUGAUUUUAAUGUUUUAAAAUGGAUUACCGUGUGUUUCUAACACUGCUGUUUGUGCUGAGCGGCACGAUCAACGUUUUAUUGGCAAAAUGGACCAGCAUUCAACUCUUGGAAGGCAGCGAUAAGCAGCAGUAUCACUUUCAGCACCCUGUGGUAUUAACCCUGCUCAUGUUUCUGGGCGAGUAUUUGUGCUUUGCAGUUUACAAGAUCGUUCAUAUGCUGAUUGCACGACGCCCUCUCGGCGGAGACUCAGAUCUCAUUUUAACCGGUGGCAGCAAUGAAUUCCAUCCGCUAAGCAUGUUGUUGCCAUCUUUCUUGCGUACGAUUUCUUCCAUUUUGCUGUUUACGGGAUUGUACUUGACCUAUGCGACUAGCUUUCAAAUGAUAAGAGGUGUUGCGCUUAUCUUUGUGGGCCUGUUUAGUACCAUGUACUUAAACCAAACAUUGACUACUCGCCAUUGGCUGGCCAUCGUCACCAUGACGUGCGGCAUCGUUGACAUAUUGACCUUGGAUGUGCAGCGGGUUGAAUAUGAUAACCAAACGAUUCCGUAUACAGACACCAAUGCUAUUUUAACAGGCGAUUUAUUGAUUAUUAUUGCUGAAGUGUUGCACGCCUUUCAAUAUGUGUACGAAGAAAAGCACUUGAAAGCCUCCGAUAUGGUGCCCAUCCAGGCUGCUGGCUGGCAAGGGCUCUUUGGAAUUAUUAUCACCAUCUUAGCAGCCAUCUGCCUGAACUUUGUACCAAGUGUUGCGCCGUUUAAUGAGAGCUCGCAUGGCGUCUUUGAUGACAUUAGUGAUCUGAUUCCACAGAUACGUGGCAAUACGCUGCUAAUCCUUGCACUUGUCAGUUUUACCUGUUCCAGUGCCAUUUACAACUGUGUGGGAAUGUCGAUUGCUAAAUUUUCAUCCAGUGCUAAUCGUCUGCUCGCUGAUGGAAUUCGUGUCUACCUUAUCUGGGCGUUUGUCAUCUUUGCUGAGUGGGAAAUUAUGAAUCUCAUUACUCUAAUGGGUCUUCUCAUACUACAAAUGGGUAUUAUUAUGUACCGGCAGGCUAUCUUUCUUGAGUGGUAUCGCGCUUUUUUGGCACGCUGGCAGCGUAGUCGUUAUUCAGAUUUGAACGCAGAAACUGGCCCCACACCAAGCACCCAACCUGCUGAUGUUAUUUAAAAUGCAGUGAUGAAGAAGUUUGAAUUGAUUGUGAUAAGAGAAGCGGGCUGAUAGAGCUAUCCAGUUGAGGGAUGGAUCACUAAAAAUAUACUUAUCAAUUGUAAUAAAAAUACGAAUAUAUAUAU
Molecule: messenger RNA, 1365 nt
Organism: Drosophila hydei
Lineage: Eukaryota; Metazoa; Arthropoda; Insecta; Diptera; Drosophilidae
Gene: Tango9
Product: solute carrier family 35 member F6
Exons: 6
Coding region: 95-1240 (381 amino acids)
Biological process (GO): pyrimidine nucleotide-sugar transmembrane transport
Cellular component (GO): Golgi membrane; intracellular membrane-bounded organelle
Molecular function (GO): pyrimidine nucleotide-sugar transmembrane transporter activity
Source: RefSeq, a predicted model, not a curated record